GGGCUCCGGUAUCUCAGCUGGGCAGCAGCAGGACCUGCAGACGCAGAGAUGCCCGGGCGGCGCGGCGCGUUCAGCUCACAGCAGAAACACCGGACAGCGGGGAGCCACACAGUCGCUGUUAAUGGAGUAGAAGGAGACUUUGGAGAAUCUGAUUUUAUUCUUACUGGGGUCAAACACAGGCACAACAGAAAUGCUGCAGUUUGAGACUUUGCUUGUGAAGCAGUUGCAGAGGCAGCAGAGCAGGGCAGAGUUUUGUGACACUGUUCUGAAAAGUCAAGGUGUGUCCGUACCAGUACACAGCUGUGUACUUUCUGCCUUCAGCCCCUGGCUUUGUGGAGCUCUGUCCACUAUGCCGGCACCUCUGGCUGGACAGAGAAGACUCAUUGAGCUACAGUGUGUGGAGGACCGCACGCUGCUUGGCUUGGUCAGCCUGCUGUACUCGGGUCAGCUGGACACCAACAGAGAGGACGUCUUGUCAGCGACAGAGCUGCUGGGCAUCAAGCUGCCUGAGGAGCAUGUGAAGGAGAGAGGCAAGGAGGGUAGAAGAAAAGAUAGAGAAGAUGCCAAGAAGGAGAGGAUGAGGGAGAGCAGCACACAGACCACAUGCGACAAAGAGAAAGAUGAGAGAGAGACCCACACAGAUCAUAUAAGCCCAGAACAUCAGCAGAACAUCCAUUUGACGUGCCACCAAACAUGCUCUUUGACUAAUCAAGAACAAGGCACUGAUGCCAGCCCUCCUCAGGUCACACUGGCACUGCAGGGAGCCCACAGGUCUUCAGAGAGGACGACGGCUUCAUCCAGUUAUAAUAAUCUGCUGGGUGUGGUCCCUGAGGCGAGAGGCAGUCAAAUAGAGGGUGAGCCUCUAUGUGUGUCCCAGUUGUACCUUUACCCCUCAGAAAUUUCAUACCAGCAACCCCCUUCCUCUUGCACUCCUCGUACCUCAACUUCCAACCACACCCACCUGGAUCUUGGACCCAUUCAGUCAGGAGAAGGAGUAGACUUGGGGAAUGUGGACGAUCAUCUUGUGGAGGGAUUUGAGCAGUUUGAGGGAAAUAUCCCUGGUUUCAUCAACCACUUCUUUGAUCCAGUGCCAUCUCAGACCACAAAGAGAAGGGGGCGGGGACGUCCAAGGCUUAGGGGAAGACCUAGAGGAGAGAGAGGCAUGAGCAAGGCCAACUCCAGCAAUGCGACAGUCAGGGAAAGAGUGGCAGAGGCAGGGAGAGGGAGGGGAAGAGGCAGAGGCAGAGGAAGGCAGGGUCACACUGAAAGGUGGGGAUGGGUGCCAAGGCUGACCUGGAGGGGGCAGGGUGGGGGUAGAGUUGGCAGGAAGCUGGACACCAGACCGACAGUCAGACUGACCAGAAGACGGCGAGGCAGAGGUGCACUGCCAGAGGUGGGAGAGGGGAGAGGCAGAGGGAGGCAGAGGGGCAGGAGAGGUGCACAUGCAGGCAGUGAGGGACAGGAUGGUCCUCCUUGCUUGAGCAGCCAGAACAGUCAUCCUGAUUUAAGCCUUUUGCCGCUUCCUCCUUGUUCCUCUAGUUUCUGUCAGAAUACCACGGACCAUCCGGACCCAUCCAUACUGCACACAGUAUCCCUCCCACCUGCUCCUCAGGCCUGCUCCAAACCUAUGGACUUGCUUCUAAACGACAUCAUGACUGGCCUCAAUCUUCUUCCAGACGAUGAAGCCAGCCAGCACGGAUUUGUGAACACCACAACUUCUAGCGACAUGUUGGUCUCAAAACCUGCAUUUACCAAACCUGCAGGUGCCUCUCAAUACCAGCAUGAAGGAGAGCUGUGUGAUAUCCUGGAUCGUUUUCUGAGCACCUUUGAGCAACAAGUAGGUGGGUGUGAUUUAGCACUGGAGGAGGAAAUGCCAAGCAGCAAAUCAUAUCAUCACACUGCUGCCAGGAACACGGACGAAGCUCAGGUUAAUGGUGACUACAGCCGCAAUUCACGGAGCAGUACAUACACACAUAUACAGCCACAGCUCAACACGCUCAACCCACACUCAGGUCACUGUUAUGCUGUGAACACAUUUACCCCCACCACUCAGCCUCAGACAACCAGAAUGGCUUCUUCUUCUUCUCCUAACACAUCUGACGUCCACAGUCGUCUACGACUGUCGACAGCCUUGAGUCGACUGCGUUCGUCUUGGUACAGAAGAUCGGUGGAAAAGUUAGACUGCGUUGAGACGGAGAUUAGACCUCAAAGGAUGACCCGAAGCCAGGCCAUAAAAAGAAAACUGGGACUGAAUUCAGCAAGCCACCACAAUUCCCCUUUAGUAAAAAAGAUACGCAGAGAAAACCAGAGAACAAGGCGGAGAAACACAAGGAAGCAAGACAAAACAUGCAGACAUCCCCAGAGACAAAAACUUUCCCAGCACCAAGUUGACAUGUGUGUAUAUGAAGAUGCAGUGAGUAACGUUGAAGCAGACAAAAGCAAAACCACAGAAACACAGUCAAAUAAACACACUACACAAUCCCUCAGUGAUGAAAGAACCGCAUUAGAGAUGAGAACAGAAGAGAAUAGACUAGUAACGGCAAAUGCUCAUGGAGACGGAAGACAUGCAGAGACCCAGCAAAUACCUGCCAGUUCCUCCAACAGCCAGAUCCCUGUAAAGAAUAAAGGCCGCAGACAAUUUAUCGAGAUGGCCUCCUCAGCAUUUGAGAAGAUGAGGAUGCUAAUGGAGAACAAAAGAAGGAGAGAAGAAGAACGCUUAAAAGCAAUGAAUAUGGAGGGAACAUGCAAAGAAAAAGAAAGUGCAGGAAAUAUGGACACUCAGGACUGUGGAUUCAAAGAUGAUGCGAGUAAAAACACUGAUAACAAUUGUUCGGAAAAUAAUACAACAGAGGAAACAGUGGGAAGCAUUAUGGACAUACAACCAAAAAUCCUUAAAGAGAAUGAAGUGCAAGAGGGACAAAAUGAAACAGAAGGAGUGGGAUGCAGUCAGGAAAAUGAGGAAAGUAUGGCAGCUGGUCUACUAAACCAAAUGAUCACUGAAAACUGCAGUGCACCAUCCCAGAUGUGUCUGUCACCAGUUGCAGAUUCAGUUGAACUAACACAAGAUACAGAGGAAUGUGAUUGCAACAACAAUGACCAACACAUGCUCAGCACUGCAGAUCUGCCCCAAAGCACUUAUGAUUCAUGCUGGACUGAUGCAGUCUCCACUCAGGCAGUUUUACAGUCACCUUUAUCCAAAGUCCCAACGCUAAAGAGGGCUGACUGGGAUACAGGGGAGGUGACUCCACUCACACCUUCUGGGACAUUUCGGUCACAUCCACCCCUCUGCCGUGAGCUCCUCCCCUCACACACACCUGAGAAGGCCGUAAGAGAAUCAGCAGGAAGUUCAGAAGAGGAUGAAGAUGUGGAUGUGACUGAGGUCUCAAGCUUUGCCUCCGAGCCCAUUGUUGUGCCAACUGUGAUCUGGGAGGCGGGUCUUAGCACAGAGGAGGAGGAAGUGGAGGAAGAUGUAGAUGUUGAUGUGCUUGGUGUGGAAUCAGAUUAGCCUUUUAGGGACUCCUGCAGUGCUGUGACCUGCCAGUUCAUGAUGCUACAGAAGCAGGACUUGAUUUGUUUUUUGGAAUCAGCUGUGUAUCUACUGGAGUUCUUGGUGACACAAAUAGAAUGAAUCCCUACCUGCUUCUACUCAUCAAUCUGGAUCUCCACUUCUGAGGUCAGAAGUUCUACUGUGAAUUAUGUCUGUGGUCACAAAGUGACUGAGGUUGAGGGUUUCUCUAAAGCGAGAGACGCUGAACGAGUGUUAUUCCACCUUGUUUGCGGAAGUGGCAGAAUUAGAGUGGGCAGUGUGUGAGAUGCUUAUGGCUGUUUUAAUUUUGGAAAUUGAGCGAUAAGGAGAAGACAGUUUAGUUUAGUGAGUUUAACAGCCUGCUUUGAGCUAGGAAUUCUGUGUCUGACUGUAUAAGUGCCUGUUGCACCGCUGUUGAUAAUGUACCUGUGAUCGUUCAGCAAUUUACUCUUUUUUUGCGUUUAAGAUUAAAGAGUUGUUUUCUACA
Messenger RNA from Astyanax mexicanus (Mexican tetra), 4013 nucleotides. RefSeq lists its product as uncharacterized. The transcript is spliced from 6 exons. Gene Ontology annotation, biological process: positive regulation of transcription elongation by RNA polymerase II. Lineage: Eukaryota; Metazoa; Chordata; Actinopteri; Characiformes; Acestrorhamphidae. The record is from RefSeq and is a predicted model, not a curated record. Gene Ontology annotation, molecular function: protein binding. Bases 191 to 3505 code for a protein of 1104 amino acids.